Molecule: messenger RNA, 702 nt
Organism: Penicillium longicatenatum
Lineage: Eukaryota; Fungi; Ascomycota; Eurotiomycetes; Eurotiales; Aspergillaceae
Exons: 2
Coding region: 1-702 (233 amino acids)
Source: RefSeq, a predicted model, not a curated record
AUGGACCGCAAGGAUGACCUGAGGGUUCUUAACUGGCUCACAAAGGUUGGUUAUGGCCUAGAACAUAAGGCAACCUGGAACCGGCCAGUGGCUCUUGAGAUCAGUGGAGUACCAAAGAUUGGUCGACUCAAAGGGGCGACGACGUUGUUCUGUCCAGGGGACCCUGGCGUUGGUAAAACCAUUCUAACGGCAACGAUCAUUGAUGAUCUGAUCACACGAUUUCCGCAUGUCCAAUCGACAAGGAUUGUGUAUAUAUACUGCAACUUCAACCGAGAACAUGAACGGAGGCUGGAAUACUUGAUCGCAGCGCUAAUCAAACAGCUGAGUCAGGCACGGCCAUCCCUACCAGAGAGCUUGACGGCUCUUUACAACAAGCAUCAGAUUCGACGAACUAGACCAUCAGCAGAAGAACUCUCAAGGGUCCUCCUAUCAGUCGCAUCAUUAUACACUCGAAUAUUUGUCGUUAUUGACGCGUUGGAUGAGUGCCAAAGGGCUAGCGGGUGUCGAUCAAGAUUUCUGUCCCAAAUCUUCGCUCUUCAGGAUGCAUUUUCAAUAAAUGUCUUUGCCACGUCGGGACCAAUCUCGGAAAUUGAGGAAACUUUUGAGCACUGUCUUUGGAAGCGUAUAAUAGCUCCCGAAGAGGAUAUUCGCAGCUUCCUUCAUAGCGAGAUGCAUAUGCCUCAGAUGCCAAAGCUGAUCUAA